Messenger RNA from Cuculus canorus (common cuckoo), 7313 nucleotides. It is a transcript of the gene PGAP4, whose product is annotated as post-GPI attachment to proteins GalNAc transferase 4. The transcript has 3 exons. Gene Ontology annotation, molecular function: glycosyltransferase activity. Gene Ontology annotation, cellular component: Golgi membrane. NCBI's taxonomy places the organism in Eukaryota, Metazoa, Chordata, Aves, Cuculiformes, Cuculidae. The record is from RefSeq and is a predicted model, not a curated record. Gene Ontology annotation, biological process: GPI anchor biosynthetic process. Bases 3913 to 5133 code for a protein of 406 amino acids.
AUUUUGGAGGGCUUCAGGGAGAUCUCUAAGAAAAUACGCAGAAGGUUUUAUACAGAUGAUUACCAAUUUCUCUAACAAUAUAAUCUUUUUUUGCCUCUGGCACAAAAGAUAAUGUAAAUUUGUAGAGAUUCGGAUAGGAUAAUUAAUUUUAAAGGCAUGUCAACCUUUGGUGUCCUCCUCUAAAAGACACCUCCUCAGAAAACUCCUUGCUCUAAGUUUCUAAGUUAGGCUAUUACCUUGCAGAACUCUCCUCUCCAGGCUGCUUGCUUCUCCCACUUGAUCUAAACACUAACCUUACUGCUUGAGAUCAGCAGGGAAAAGCAUUGCUUUCCCAUAGUAUUGCACAGCUGGGAGGCAGACAGGUGGAAGUCAGCAGGUACUGAGAAUGGAUUCCCUUCAGAUUUAUGUGGCAGGGGAAAGAUAAUACACAUGAGAAGCAAGACAGAAGUUGGGGAAAUAACUGCUAUUAAUGUAUAUUCAGUUUAUAGCCUCUUCCAUUAGUGGUAUAGUUUUACCUUCUUAGUUUAAGGGAAGUAGAGAAAGUAUAUUCCAGAUGCAGCAUCCAUGUAUCUUGCCUCUUAGUUAGCAGCUUUCAGACUCAUGGAUUUCUAGGGAUUUAUGAGCAACCUCUAAAUGUUCACUACAGGCAGAUGAGAAAAGCAGGCCAUCCUCUCAUGGAACUUAUAUUCAAGAUGCAAUUCUGCAGUUUCUGCAUUUCCUAAUUGCGCAGGGUUAUUCCCAAUGUAUGUGUGUGUUUUAAUUUUACUAAUAGUGCCCAAAUUUUGUCUGCUGGAACAGAAAAAGUUUAUAUGUUCAUUGAUAGGUUCUGAGGCAUGGCAGAUCAAGGUAGAUGGCUGUGCCACUGAUUUCUGCUUCCUCCAUCACUAAAGUCUUGCAAAGGGUCAACCCCAAAAUAUUUCCACCUCCCUAGCUAAUUCUUUUAAUGUUUCAAGCUACCACUACCUGUUUGAUCACAGCAGAGUUAUGCCAUUAGUGCAUAGACUAUAAGAAACAAAAAGUAAAUUUCUAAAAGAACUGACAGAUGAAGCUCAUCACCAGCAGCCCUGGUCUUUGCCAUAGGAAGAAACACUUUAAGUGAAAGUUAAAUGGAACAACUGGGCUUAUUUGACAUUCACUGUCCAGGAGCAACACAAUGACAACAGCUUUAAGCAGUGCUUGGAGUAGAACAGGUUAAGAUGUAUAUUUGGUGCCUUCUAGUAAAAUACAGUCAAAGAACAACUGCUGAGCUCUUACCAUUGAGAUUCUGCUGAAUGUUUUUAGAAGCACAGCUCUUGCCAGGAUGUUUUAUAUUUUCUACGCAGCCCAGCUCCUAGUUUGGCAUCUAAGUGCAGUUGGUCAGAUCUGUGAAUGCUUGGCUUCUACAGGACACUGCUGUUUUUAUGGCAAUCCUGAACACAUUGCAGAAAUAUUAUCUGGCACCUGACCUACUAAAAGCUGUCAGAAAACAAGAGAAAUUGUCAGAUGUGAAAAGCUGGCCAUCUGGUCCAUUAAUAGGGAUCAUCAGCUCAUAGCAGGGACCUCAGGUUUCGGAAGCUGAGGAUAUCUGCAGACGAGAGUCAGCUGUCAGCAUUGCAUAUAUGAAAGAAAAGGAGAGCUAUAUGGCUCUUCAUGACUGUGUGAAACUGGCAUCAGUUUCCUCAGAUUCAAGCAGGAUUGUUUGCUGUUGCACUAGUAAUACCACAGCCGAGACAAAGCUCUUUUCUCUGCCAGAGAGGGUUGAUUAGUAGAGGAAUCUUGGUCCUGAGGUUGCAGCUUGUCCACACAAAGUUAGAUUGUGGUGCAGAAGUGUUUUUCACACAAAGGUUUUAACUGGGGGUGCCGCUACAGGAUCAACACAUAAGUCAAAACUAUGGUUUGUAUGAAAGCUGUUAGUACUACCACCAUUAAGGCUGAAGCGGGGACUAUAACAGCUAGCCUUUCCAUGACAUUUUCUGAGAGCCUACUUUUGUUUUCCACAGAGAUGACUUUAUGGCUUGUGACCACAUGACUUCUUUUUUAUGUUAGGAAAGGAAUGGCUUUACUUAUUGGCACUGUAAAGAAAUGUAGUUAGGCAAAAAGGAAUCAUUUAAUAUUGAAACAAUAAAGGAAUAAUUAUAGGCCUGUCUCACAGAACAGGCAGUAGAAGACAGAUGCCUUCUUUUACUUUAGCUAUCCGUGAGCUUCCUGAAACUCCACAGCUUUGACACACUUAGGAAGCUUUGUUCUAGGAAUGCCUGCCUGCAGUAAUGUCUCUGUGGAGAGGAGUUUGGAGCAGGUAGAAAAUCAGCUUUCUCAGCACAGCAGACAGUUUUCUGUACCCUAAAGAGGAUGUCACUCAUUCUUCUAGUCUUCCUCAGUGUGUGCGGAGGUUACUUUUUCCUGAACAGUAUAACUCAGCCAAGUAAUUAGGAGACUACUGAAGAUAGGAAUGAAGAUUUGGAACCAUGUGAACCAACUGUAUCUGGAAGCAAUCUUAAUCAUGGUUAUCUAAGUAAAGAAACAGGACAAUUAUGUAGCUUUGUGUCUCCAUGGUUUCUAAACAUGUUUAAGUAAUGACUCAGUUCUGAACAGAACUUACAUAAAAGUGGCCUCUACUGCAACCAUGUACAUGGUUACAAAGUAGUUAACAUUCAGGAUUUACACAGGUUUUUCUAAACCACUGUAAAAUCUAAUUCUGAUUCUUGCUUUUCUCCUCAAACUUAAUUUUUUUUCUGUCAGGAAUGACACAAAUACUUAAAGAAGAACAAGCUAGAUUCUUUUUUUCCCCUAAAAAGAGGGAAAAAAGAAAGUGACAGCACCAAUAGUUUUUGCAAACAGAAUAGCUUCUGUAAAUUCAGAACUAUCCUAAUGACUAGCAAACAGACUGAUCAGAAACUCUGGAAUUAAGUCUUGGAGAUAAGAUCACACUUCACUUCUGUAGAAGCAAGAAAUUUCUAUUGAGAUUUGGAGCUCUUGUAUUAUGAGUUUUACAGCCAACAAGGGGAGAGGAAGUCAGUGUCUCCCCUCUUUUCUAGAUGCUUCAACUUGGUUUUGGCAUAAACUGCAGUGUUUGACCCACUUUAAUAGGCUCCUUGACCAUUUUUAGUCUCUCUGUUUAUUCCUCUACCAAGUAAAACCAUACUUUUCCUCUGCAAGUAAACUGAUUUAGAACGUGGCAAUCAAUGUGAGUGCUACCAGCCAAGGCUGCAAAGAAAAAGCUCUGGAGAGAAGUAGAACUGGCUGUUUGAUGGUUUGUUUUCCUUGUGGUGUUCUGAGUUGCAAAACCAGCAUUAAGAGCUCUUGAGGUACUGAGUUGGGUAAUUGAUGAGGCAAAGCCAGGGUAAGUUAGAUACACCGGUGAAUAUCACACUGUGACCCGCACAGCUGCCUUCCGAUUCUGUGUGCUUUUACAGGUUAGCUUCAUCUUAUGUGAAGCUAGGAGAUACCUCCGGAGAGGAUGAAGCUUACCUGCUCCACUUUAUUUGCCACGGAGCUGGGACACCAGCAGGUGGAGUCCCAGCACAGCUUUCCCAGCAGGCAGAGCCGGUGGAAACUCAACAGGGAGCCCAUCCGUAGGGACCUGAGAAGUACCCACAUUCUCCAGGUGCAGGUAAUUUAUGAAGAUAUUAAAGAGUGUUGGCCUUAAGAUGGAUCCCUGUGAGACAUCGAUAGUGACUGGUAGCCAGCCUGAUGUAACCCCAUGUACUAUGACCCUUUGAGCUCAACCUGUCAGCCAACUGCUCAACCAGUUCAACAGCAGAAUACAGUUCUGUUUUUGUGUGUUCGCUUAAUGUCUGUAACCAGUUAACAGAAAAUGAGAAAAAGGAAAGCCCUGGAUUUUGGGCUUGGACAAGUUGUGCAGGUUUGGCAGCCACUGCUCCAGUGAUACCUUGCAGUCCAGGGAGGAUGCAUUGGAAGUGAAGGAAAGAGGGCAUGAGCAGAACAGGGGUGCCUUCUGCAGCAGCCAUGUUACACCAAGUCCGGCAGGUGUAUGGAAGACGGUUCCGUUGGUCCAGUCCUUUUGUGCAUCUCCUCACACUGACUGUUGUGACAUUCGGUGUCCUUGCACCUUUGAUUUGCCACCGGCUCCUCUACUCUUACUUCUAUUUGCGGCGCUGGCACCUGAACACCAUGAGCCAGGAGUUCCUAACGCAGAACCAGCAGGAGGGCCAGGCUGCCCUCCGUUACUUUGAGGAGUUACAGAUACCAAAUGCCUCCAAGGCCUCGAACGGUGACGCCUUCCGGCCCUUGCUGCUGAUUACCAUUAUCACUGUGCAGAGGCAGAAUGGUUUCCACUAUGUCUUGCAAGUGGCCUCCCACUUCCACCGCCUCCUCCAGAAAUGUGGUGCACGUUGCCAGACCCACCGCAUCCUCCUCUGUAAUGUGGAGUCAGACCCCAAUAGUCAUCAAGACGUCAGGCUGCUGAGCAGCUUCUUUCCUAUGGUCAGUCGUGACAAAACUGGAGAGAACCCUGACCCUAGAGUGAACCAGUUUGAGAAGGAGAAGCAGGACUACAUCUUCUGUCUUGAGCAGUCGCUGUUGGUGUAUAACCCAGAAUAUGUCCUUAUAGUGGAGGAUGAUGCUGUGCCAGAGGAGGAGAUAUUUGUCGUCCUGCAGCACCUCUUGUUGGCCCGGUUCUCCAAACCAUACCUCAGAGAUGCACUCUACUUCAAGCUUUACCAUCCCGAGAGGCUUCAGCACUACUUGAACCCUGAACCAAUGAGAAUCCUUGAGUGGCUCGGUGUGGGCAUGUUUCUAGGGCCUGUGCUGAACUGCAUGUACUCCUGGGCAACUGGGCGCCCCAGCCUCAGCUGGCCCAUUGUCUUGUUCUUUGCUUUGUACAGUAUGGCUCUGUCAGAGCUGGUGGGACGGCAUUACAUGCUGGAGCUGCGCCGGCUGGCCCCUACACUGUAUAAUAUUGUGCCAGUUACCGAGUGCUGCACACCUGCCAUGUUUUUCUCCGCUCCUUCUGCCCACCGUGCCUUAGGUUACCUGAAGGGGCUGCAGUGCCGCCAGGGUUUUGCUAAGGAUAUUGCCCUUUACUCACUGCUCCAUACUAAGCAGGAGAAUGCCUAUGUAGUAGAACCCAACCUGGUCCGGCAUGUGGGCAUGUAUUCUAGCCUUCGACUAAACGAUCACCCAAAACUGCUGUGAUCUCUUCAUGCUUUUCCAGACACAAAUCCCAGAGCACUUGCCACUGGGCAGAGAUAGUGUGUGAAUUCAGAGGCCCAUGCUGGGCAUCCUUUGCCACCAGGUGGAAAAAGAAUCUUAGAAGGCUCUCUUAAAAGUUUCUUGAAAAAUAAACUUAUGCGCAUGCAGGCCCCAUUUGAUAUCUACUUGGAACUAGUCACUGUGCACCAUGUGGGAGAGAAGUGGAGGAUUCCAACUGAGUGUCGUGGGUUGUCUACUCUCUUUAAUCAUUCUUACUGAAAUGGUCUCACACCAAUAUAAACAGUUAUACUGCUUACUCUUCUUUACAUUUGUUACAGAAAUCCUCAGUUUAGGGCAAUGGAAAUGUUAGGCAAAGUGAAUGUUUCAAAUUUAAGCUAAUGAGGAGGAAAAGCCUAUAUUUUCCUAUCCUUACUAAGGUCUGAUCUCUACCUGUUUCAAAGCUGUGGUUUUGAGCAGGCCUUUCAAAAGCAGCAGUAUUUUAUGUGAAAUUUAACACAAAUUUUGCUUAGAUUCCUCAAAAUUUCACUAAAACUUUAUUUGUUACUGUCUUCUCCUAUAGAUCCUAUCUGCACCUCUACCCUUCCCACUCUUUUUUCUUGGAACAGCAGGUCUUCAAAAUAAAGCCUCCACUGCUUUGUUAGAAGUCAGCUCUGAAGGUAGGAACGGGAAAACAGUAACAGCCAUUGAUGUGCCACAGCCAGGUCACAAAUGCACGUUUUCACUGCUACAUUACAGCCAUCAUAAACAACAGAGUAUGACUAAUGUGUUGGUUGGUGUCACCACUAGUUACAGCAUGUUCAGGUCAUGAAAAAAGGCCUCAUCAGUUGCUGAUUGGACUUACACAUUCAACAUGCAUUACCUUGACUUCCUACCAGCACAGAGGCAAAAGAAAUAUUAGAGCAGGUGCUACCGUUGUGCAGGAUCCUUGUUUAAUUUUGGAACUGUAAUUCACAGCUCGGCCUAAGUGGUUCAUUCACUGCUGCUGAUAGCCAGCAAAAACAAGCAAUCGAAGUGCAACAUAUCAAGGAGCCACUCUGAUCCAUUAACUUAAUGUGCUUUGGUCGUUAGGCAUUUCGGAUGGUACUUUGUACCACAGCUGUGGGCACAGUUAAAUAUAAAACCAGGUGACAGAGAUCUCAUACAGAAUCAAAACUGGCACCAAAAUGUUUACAUCUAAUGAAAAGCCCACCUUGACUUUAGUGGGCUUUGAAUCAAAUUCACUUACAUGGGAAGUUUGGCUGGACUGCUUUUGAAACCAUAUUCCUAACUUUGAAGUGAACGAAGUACAAUAUUUUUUUUCAAGUUUUGGCCAGGGAGUGUUGUUUUAUUUUGUUGUUUUAUUUUGUUGUUUUAUUUUGUUGUUUUAUUUUGAUGAAGAAAGAGCUCCAGUUUGAAUUUUCUUUCCUCCAGUCUCUCCUGGGUGAUUUAUGCCUUAAGGUCUUAACAAGACCGUUCAUAGUUGUGGAAAAACAUGAAACGUCAGAGAGAUGAAACCAAAGAAAACUCACAAACCUCCAGCUGUCAGUGUGUAAUCAUAUCAACUACACCACACAAAUGCCGAAGGCAAGUCAGCCUAUUGCAAAUGGCUUCACAACACAGAGCAAUGUUUUGCUGUCUUAGUAAUCAGCUGGGAUACUUUUAUAACACCUUUGGAAAUCAGAUGUAAGUAAAAAUCACUUGUGGAUUCCAUAUCAUUCCAAAGGCCAAACAUCUCUGCUGUCAGAGGACACAGGAAAAAUUGACAGGCAGAACCUCGAUUUAUUCCCAGCUGCUGAAAAUUCCAAAGAUGCCAGAGUGGUUGGGCAGUGGCAAGUGGGCAAACCUAUUCUCAGGCUUAACUGUAAUAUGGUUAAGAUGCAGGAUUUUAAUGUCAUUGUAUAUUUAUUCCACUAAGUGCCUGUGUGUGUGAGGAAAUAAAAUUUGUUUGUUUAUGCAUCUUCAACUGUGAAUGUUUCACUGCAGUGUGCUUUUUCUAUCUUUGUACUCUACAAAUCCAGGACAAUGCCCUGUACUUUUCAUACUUGUUCUUGCAAAGAAAAUCUCACAGCAAGGUACGGAAAUUGGACAGGGGAAGGAAAAAGAAGAGUGGAAAAGAAAGAAAACUUAGAAAAGUAACCAACUUAACUAUAUGCAGUUAAUAAAUGUUUUGAUGUGGGAAAUGA